AUGUUUCGCAAAGGACGCGGCCUUUUUGAACUUAAAGAAAAUGAAGUGCAACAGAUUUUGAUGGGUGAUAACAGUGAGGAAGAGGACAAUUUACUGCUUGACGGUACGAUAACUGAACAUACUGACUCAACAAGACCUGAGCCUUCCACAUCAGCACCUGUAAACGAAGCACAGCAUCAACCCGUCUUCAAGUGGAAUUCGAGAACAUACGCACUAAAUGUUUUUCGUGAUGUGGAAUACGACUUCGGGAAAGUGCAAAUCUGUCAAGAAGCUGAAAAUGGACUAUUGACUCCCUUUGAUAUAUUUUGUUCAGCGAAAAAUUUUGAUAAUUUAGUGCAAUAUAUAGUAUCGGAGUCAAUACGAUAUGCUCAUCAAAAUGGACGGGAGUUUACUAUUGAUCCCGAAGAAAUGAAAGCAUUUCUUGGGAUGAAUGUAGUCAUGGGCUAUCAUAUCUUGCCAUCAUUGAGGGACUACUGGUCUACAGAACCAGACAUGGCAGUACAAUUCAUAUCGAAUGUUAUGCCAAGGGCUCCAUUCGAAGACAUUCGCCGGAAUCUACAUUUCUGUAACAACGAAGCGGUAAGAGACACAACUAGCUCUAAUUAUGAUAGGGCAUACAAAGUUCGGCCAAUAAUAGAGCAUUUCAAUGUAUCGUUUCAAAAUGCCCUCAAUAACACAGUAAAACAAUCAAUCGACGAGCAUAUGAUAAAAUUUAAGGGUCAUAAUGUAAUGAAGCAAUACAUAAAAAAUAAGCCUGUCAAAUGGGGCUUCAAAUUAUGGUGCCGAUGUGAUGCUGCGACCGGUUAUCUAUUUGAAUUUGAUCUAUAUACGGGCAAACGAACUUCUGGAAUCGAGUAUGGAUUAGGUGAAUCAAUAGUACUACAGCUAACGAAAAAGGUUGAAGGCUUAGGAUGA
Bactrocera tryoni is the source of this 915-nucleotide messenger RNA. RefSeq names its product piggyBac transposable element-derived protein 3-like. The record is from RefSeq and is a predicted model, not a curated record. Lineage: Eukaryota; Metazoa; Arthropoda; Insecta; Diptera; Tephritidae. The coding region runs from base 1 to 915 and encodes 304 amino acids. The transcript has a single exon.